Messenger RNA from Lycium barbarum (goji berry), 920 nucleotides. Its product is annotated as alpha-dioxygenase 1-like. Gene Ontology annotation, biological process: response to oxidative stress. The record is from RefSeq and is a predicted model, not a curated record. Gene Ontology annotation, molecular function: peroxidase activity; heme binding; oxidoreductase activity, acting on single donors with incorporation of molecular oxygen, incorporation of two atoms of oxygen. Lineage: Eukaryota; Viridiplantae; Streptophyta; Magnoliopsida; Solanales; Solanaceae. The coding region runs from base 1 to 882 and encodes 293 amino acids. The transcript has 5 exons.
AUGCAGUUAAAGAAGCCAGAUCCUAUGAUUGUAGCAACAAAGCUGCUAGCACGCAGAAAUUUUGUGGACACAGGAAAACAAUUUAACAUGAUCGCUGCAUCUUGGAUACAAUUUAUGAUUCAUGAUUGGAUCGAUCAUUUGGAAGACACUCACCAGAUUGAGCUUAGUGCACCUAAAGAAGUUGCAAGUGAGUGCCCUCUCAAGUCCUUUAAGUUUUACAAGUCCAAGGAAAUUCCUACGGGCUCUUAUGAAAUUAAGACUGGUUACUUGAACAGGCGUACCCCCUGGUGGGAUGUAAGCGAAGUAUAUGGUAGCAACACAGAUGUUUUGAAGAAAGUAAGAACGUUUAAAGACGGGAAGUUGAAACUAUCAGCUGAUGGGCUCCUUGAACAAGACGAAAAUGGAAAAAUCAUAUCUGGUGAUGUUCGCAACACUUGGGCGGGACUUUUGGCUCUGCAGGCUCUCUUUGUUCAAGAGCAUAAUGUUGUUUGUGACGCCUUGAAGAAAGAAUAUCCAGAAUUGGAGGAUGAAGACUUGUAUCGUCACGCAAGGCUUGUUACUUCUGCUGUAAUUGCAAAAGUUCACACUAUAGAUUGGACUGUUGAGCUUCUUAAAACCGACACCCUUCUUGCAGGAAUGUGUGCCAAUUGGUAUGGAUUGCUAGGGAAGAAGUUCAAGGAUACAUUUGGGCACAUUGGAGUUUUCGUUUUGAGUGGUUAUGUGGGAAUGAAGAAACCUGAGAAUCAUGGAGUGCCCUAUUCCUUGACAGAGGAAUUUGUGAGUGUCUAUCGAAUGCAUCAACUCCUACCCGAUAAACUUCAGUUGAGGAAUAUCAAUGCUACUCCUGGACCAAACAAAUCUCCCCCUUUGACCGAUGAGUAAGGUAUCAUCGACUCUCUCUCUCUUUGCACAUAUAUAUG